Molecule: messenger RNA, 828 nt
Organism: Penaeus vannamei (Pacific white shrimp)
Lineage: Eukaryota; Metazoa; Arthropoda; Malacostraca; Decapoda; Penaeidae
Product: 4-hydroxy-2-oxoglutarate aldolase, mitochondrial
Biological process (GO): glyoxylate catabolic process
Cellular component (GO): mitochondrion
Molecular function (GO): (R,S)-4-hydroxy-2-oxoglutarate aldolase activity
Source: RefSeq, a predicted model, not a curated record
AGUCGGGAAUGUCUGCAACGUGAAAGCCUAGCAGGUCGUCUUGUGUUGUGCAGUAGAAAUCAGAGUUACCAGAGUGGUAAGAUCAAAUUUGACAGGAAAUUAGCUGACCCCUUAGAUAUUUUUUAUAUGAUUUUAUUUCGUGAUUAUGCUCGAGUAUGUAUGAGGAACCCAGAACGCAUCUAUUAUAUCACCUACUCUCAUAUAUUUUUGAGAGAAUAGAUGAUCGUGUAUAACAAUUUUGGCAGCGGUUCGACGUCACACUCCCACGUGGCUAUAUUUACCACCUGUCCGAAUCAGCUGAUCAUAACAACAAAGAGUGUGAUAGGGUAGAAGGCUUCGUGGGUACAAUAGACAGUCAUGGCACACAUUGCAAAGGGAUUGACCAUACGUAUCUGCCAGUUGACAGCCCUAAGGGUAUGUCAAAGGCGCUCGCUGUCGCUGUCAGUGCCUAGAGGAGCUGCAGUGGCCCCAAGCAAGAGGGUCGACCUUGGGGGUGUCUUCCCACCGAUGCCCACACCUUUUAAUCCAGAUGAGUCGGUGAAUUAUGACAAAUUUGCCACCAAUAUUGAGGCUUGGAAUAAAGCGCCAUUUAAAGGAUUGGUUGUGCAAGGGAGUAAUGGAGAAUAUGUAUACUUAAGCACUGAGGAACGCAUUGACUUGGUGAAAUGCGUGCGCGAUUCACUGCCAAGAGAUUCCGGAAAAAUCAUCUUGGCUGGAUCAGGGUGUGAAUCAACGAGAGCCACCAUAGAGAUGAGUGAGAAGAUGGCUAAGGCAGGAGCAGAUGCAGUAAUGGUGGUGACUCCCAGCUAUUAUAAGCCAGGAAUGAAG